Messenger RNA from Penicillium samsonianum, 414 nucleotides. RefSeq names its product GFA family protein. The record is from RefSeq and is a predicted model, not a curated record. NCBI's taxonomy places the organism in Eukaryota, Fungi, Ascomycota, Eurotiomycetes, Eurotiales, Aspergillaceae. Gene Ontology annotation, molecular function: carbon-sulfur lyase activity. The transcript has 2 exons. The coding region runs from base 1 to 414 and encodes 137 amino acids.
AUGCCACCUUUCCCACCCAUCCCCACCGGUGAGAGCAGCUCCCACUCCGGCAACUGCCACUGCGGUGCCGUGCGGUUCAGCUUCACAUUAUCCCCGCCCCUGUACGAGUACCCCACCAAUACCUGCAACUGCUCCAUCUGCACAAAGAACGGCUACCUGCUCGUGUACCCGUUCACCAAAGAUUUUACCAUCGAAAAAGGCGAGGAUGUACUAAAAGAUUAUUCCUUUACUGAGCGCAAGGUGAAGCACCAAUUCUGCGGAGAGUGCGGAAGUAGUUGCUUCAUCCGUCUUCCAGAAGAGGGACACCCACUGAUCACUCCUGUCAAUGUACGACUACUACAGGACAUUGACAUUGAGAAACUGGUUCUCAACAAGGUUGAUGGAAGGUCGACCGGGCAAGAGUACAAAGUUUAG